Molecule: messenger RNA, 3338 nt
Organism: Erinaceus europaeus (western European hedgehog)
Lineage: Eukaryota; Metazoa; Chordata; Mammalia; Eulipotyphla; Erinaceidae
Gene: CLIP3
Product: CAP-Gly domain containing linker protein 3
Exons: 14
Coding region: 209-1846 (545 amino acids)
Biological process (GO): cytoplasmic microtubule organization
Cellular component (GO): nucleus; cytoplasm; microtubule plus-end
Molecular function (GO): microtubule plus-end binding
Source: RefSeq, a predicted model, not a curated record
CUCCUCCCCCACCCUGGUCGGCGUCUGGGCCUCGUCCCCAUCUCUCUGUCUCCCUCUCCUCCACCUCCUCUUACCCCCGACACUGACACCCCGCUAUUCCAGUCUCCCCAGGCUCAGCCCCUUCUGCCCAAGCUGAUCUCUGCUGGCAGGAUUUGAUUGAAGGUCGCGCCUCAACCCUGCAAUAGCCCCCCAAAAGCCACCGAGGACCAUGACUAAGACAGAUCCUGCCCCAAUGGCUCCGCCACCCCGGGGGGAGGAGGAGGAAGAAGAGGAGGAGGAAGAACCUGUCCCUGAGGCUCCCAGCCCCACCCAGGAGCGCCGUCAGAAGCCUGUUGUGCACCCCUCGGCACCUGCCCCCCUCCCCAAGGACUACGCCUUCACCUUCUUCGACCCCAAUGACCCGGCAUGCCAGGAGAUUCUGUUUGACCCUCAGACCACUGUCCCAGAGCUGUUUGCCAUUGUGCGCCAAUGGGUGCCCCAAGUCCAGCACAAGAUUGAUGUCAUCGGCAAUGAGAUUCUGCGACGAGGCUGCCACGUGAAUGAUCGGGAUGGGCUGACUGACAUGACCCUGCUCCAUUAUGCUUGCAAGGCUGGGGCCCACGGAGUCGGGGACCCCGCUGCAGCUGUGCGCCUGUCGCAGCAGCUGCUGGCCCUGGGCGCCGACGUGACCCUGCGAAGCCGCUGGACCAACAUGAACGCGCUGCACUACGCGGCCUAUUUCGAUGUGCCCGACCUGGUGCGCGUUCUGCUGAAGGGCGCGCGGCCGCGAGUGGUGAAUUCCACAUGCAGCGACUUCAACCACGGCUCGGCCUUGCACAUCGCGGCGUCCAACCUGUGCCUGGGCGCCGCCAAAUGUUUGCUGGAACACGGUGCCAACCCAGCGCUGCGGAACCGAAAGGGACAGGUGCCAGCGGAAGUGGUGCCAGACCCCAUGGACAUGUCUCUGGACAAGGCAGAGGCAGCCCUGGUGGCCAAGGAGCUUCGAACACUGCUGGAGGAGGCUGUGCCCCUCUCUUGUACCCUCCCCAAGGUCACACUACCCAAUUACGACAACGUCCCAGGCAAUCUCAUGCUCAGUGCGCUGGGCCUGCGCCUGGGAGAUCGAGUGCUGCUGGAUGGCCAGAAGACGGGCACACUGCGCUUCUGUGGGACCACGGAGUUUGCCAGUGGCCAGUGGGUAGGCGUGGAGCUGGAUGAGCCAGAGGGCAAGAAUGACGGCAGUGUUGGGGGCGUCCGCUACUUCAUCUGCCCUCCCAAGCAGGGUCUCUUUGCCUCUGUGUCCAAGAUCUCCAAGGCAGUGGAUGCACCACCCUCAUCAGUCACCUCCACACCUCGGACUCCCCGAAUGGACUUCUCCCGGGUCACAGGCAAAGGCCGAAGGGAACACAAAGGCAAAAAGAAGCCUUCAUCUUCCCCAUCUUUGGGCAGCCUUCAGCAUGGAGCUAAGGCUGAGGUUGGAGACCAAGUCAUUGUUGCGGGCCAGAAGCAAGGGAUCGUGCGCUUCUAUGGAAAGACAGACUUUGCUCCGGGUUACUGGUAUGGCAUCGAGCUAGACCAGCCCACGGGUAAGCAUGAUGGCUCUGUCUUUGGCGUUCGAUACUUCACCUGCCCCCCGAAGCAUGGGGUCUUUGCCCCAUCAUCCCGAAUUCAGAGAAUUGGUGGCUCCACUGACCCACCUGGGGACAAUGUUGGAGCCAAAAAAGUGCAUCAAGUGACAAUGACACAGCCCAAACGCACCUUCACAACAGUCCGGACCCCAAAGGACAUUGCAUCAGAGAACUCCAUCUCCAGGUUGCUCUUCUGCUGCUGGUUUCCCUGGAUGCUGAGGGCAGAGAUGCAGUCUUAGAAGCCCUGGACGCCUGACAAAGAGACACAAGAGCCCCCUCUAGUGUCUCCUGACCCAGGAGCUCCUAAAUCACCCUGAGAUAGAUUCCCAGUAACACGUCCAGAAUAGAGACCCCAUUAGCCAGCCCUCAGUCACUGAGGACCCGUUAUUAACAUGAUACCCCCCCCAAAUACAGACCCCAUGUUACCCAUAAAGAGAUUCCCUGAGUGUAGCACCUUCAGGCUAGUUCCUGUCCGAAGUCCUCCCAGCAGAGCCCCUAAUGAACAGAUUCCCACAUCACUCCAGAUGAUGGUGACCUUCUCCACAUAAUGCCCCACAACAGAACAUUCGUGAGUCACUCAUUACAAACACUCCCCUCCCCCACAAAGACCCCCAAGACCUGUGUAAACACAGGUCACACCUGCAGAGCAACAAGAGUAGCCGACUUCCAUAUCCCAUCAUCCCACAUUGAACACCAUGCCCCUCAAGACACCGUGACACUCGUGGUCACCUCAGCAAUCUUAUAUACAAUCAGAGAGCCCCUCCAUGAACAAAGACCCCUGCUCUUACCCCUCUACAAGAGACCCACAUGAGCCAGCCUACUGUCACUCCCAAUUUACAGACACCAAAACAGUCCUGGAAGUGCUAAUUACAGGACCCUCAAGUCUUCCUGCCCUCUGCACCCUGAAGAAACCCCCAGUGCCUUGUAUGAAACCCACCCCCAUGUGAACCCACAGCACCUGUGCUGGCCAGGUUCCCAGAAAAUUUCUCUAUUUUUUAAAUAACGACUCCCCCCUUUGGGGGACCCCAAAAUUUGGAGGCCCCAUUCUGAUACUCUGGAGACCUCAGGUCUCAGGGUACACAUCCUAAACUCCCCUUUGCCCCGGAUUCCUAUAGCCCAUAGAAGACCCUAAGGCCCUAACUCCCAGGACCCCCAAAUUGUGGAUUUUGGGAAAUCCCCAGGGAAUACCAAAUUUAUUAAUCCAAUCCCCAACCCCCAAGAAACCUCAAUCAUGGAGGUCCUUGUGCCUGGGAUGGAGGAGACAGCAGACAAGAUAUUUAUCCUGGGCUCCAGGGCACCCCAAACAUUAAUCAUAGGCACCAGGAGGCCCCAAACAGAAAUUCUCAUUUCUGGAAACCAGAGGACUUAAAUGCCAAGUUCAUGGAACUCAAAACACACAAAUUCCAAGAGCCCCAGACCCACAGGAACCCUAGAUCCUAAAGCCUCCAUCCCUAAUACACGAAGGGCCCCCAAGGCCAGGAUCCCAAAUACAGGAGCCCUCAUUUCAGUCUACUUUCUGGUCCCAGGUCCAAAACACCGAAUCUAAAUAACUGGCUCCGAAGGACCUCAGCAUUCAGGCCAGAUCAACAGCCUGAGGGAAACCCUGAAGUCCCAGGGUAUCCAGGUCGGACCUGAGGCCCCCACCACCAAGGACAGCUCACGACUGCCCCCUUCACUGCAUGUCCCCUCAGCAUGUCCCCUGCCCCCUUCAAUAAAGACGUUUCUAUGGUU